UUUAACACUUCAAGCAGGCAAGCAUGAGUAGUUUGUGCUCAGAGCACAGUGAAGGAUUUCCAUUUUAACUUUCUAAGGGCGGAAGGAGGGGGAGAGUAAGCGCCCAGUUCCAUGUCGUUACGAUAAAUGUUACCAAUCAAAGUUAUUCAUUCAUUCAUUCAAGGCCUUCUUGAUGCUUACAGGGCGAUGACUGAUGAGUGGAUGCCUUCAUUUUAACUUUUCAUAUGAUGAAUUCCUCACGUUUUGUUACUCAUUUAUCCCCCUCAUGGCAUAGUUGGAUCAGGUUUUCAAUUCUCCUAAGCUACCCAUCCAAGUUCAAUUGCAGAUGGAAUCAAAAGAGUUGACCAAAUGCUUGCCGUGGGGUGCAAGUGCAAACAAUCAUAGUUUUCUAACCACGCACAAAAUCUCUAUUUAGUUGUCCCCAGAGCUGUUGUCGAGAUCACAGAUUAGUUCAUUCAUCUCUGAAAAGAUGCAUAAAAAUAAAAACACAAAUCUUGCUCUAAGCACCGGCUUUGAUCGGCCGGCUCACUAUGACAGGUCUGGUCCCUAUCCCAUUAAACAAUAUCAUCAUAUGAAAAGCGGAAAGAUUUAUUCGAAACUGUGGCGAGUGGAAAUGGAGAUCGCUGAGAAGCUACAGAAACUCAAGAUUGAAUGCUUCGGAGAUGAUCAGAUGAAUGCAGAAACACAGAGCGCCUUGUCUGGUAUAUACAAAGACGAGAAACCCGUUAGAAUGUAUUAUCAAGCCUUAGAAGAGAAGAAUAACUAUUUCCAGAUUCCGAAAAGCUCAGAAGCGUUUGGAAAACUGUGGCAAGAGGAAUUGGAUUUCAUUAAGAAGCUACAAAAGCUAAAGCUAAAUCUAGUGAAGCUAGACCACAAGAAGAAAUGCUUCUCAACAGAUUGCGGAACAGCAUAUGUUCCGUCAAGCACAACAGAUCCUCGAGCAGCAAUUACACUGUUAUACACAACAUAUAAAAAAUAUUCGGAAGCAGCAUUUACGCGGUUGACCACAAGACAGAAGAUCCAGUGGAAAGUGAAGGAGAUAGAAGAACUAAAACAAUUUGUCAACGAACUAUAUGUUCUCAAGCGACCACGCCAGAGCGACAAUAGUUCACUACAUGAACAGGCUGUGAAGUUGCACAAAGGAAGGCAUCACGGAAGCAACAGCUUGGUCAAGGAAAGACAGGUGCUUAAGAAAAUCAAUCAAGCCAGGGAAGAAUUAGAAGAGAUGAGUGGCAAUAGUCCUUCAGAGCCAGUGACUCGAAUCUACACAUGGCGAGGGGAUAUUCUCGACACGAAAGAAGCUCUAACGGAUUAUAUAAAGGAUACUACCAGGGAAGUUGAAGAACUGAGACUGAAACAAAUGACAUACAGAGCAUAUGAUGGUGGUGCAGAACUCGAAAAAGCGGCUACUGAAAAUCAGAUAAGGAUUUUAGAAAGGAAACUGGAGAAUAUCAAGCAGAAGAAGCUCUUCCAAACUACAACUUAAUAAAAUAGAAGAGAUUUCAACAUGAGUAGUGCUAGCUGCACAUAAUUGUGUACAUAAUUUUUGUACAUAAUGAGGUGGCAAGUGAUGUAGUGAGUUUUAAUUGAAUUUGUUGAUGUAAAUGUAGUGGGCUCAUUCCAAUCAAUACCCACCACAUGUCCUUAUCUACAUGUUUUUGUACAUAAUUAUGUGCAUCAAGCAUUUUCCUUUCAACAUAUAGGUGAAAGUUGUCGUGUUUUAUGUAUUUUUUUUUGUGUGUGCUCGUAAUUCUAAAACAAAUCAUCCCA
This is a messenger RNA of Daucus carota subsp. sativus, 1770 nucleotides long. RefSeq lists its product as uncharacterized. The transcript has 6 exons. The record is from RefSeq and is a predicted model, not a curated record. Bases 470 to 1486 code for a protein of 338 amino acids. NCBI's taxonomy places the organism in Eukaryota, Viridiplantae, Streptophyta, Magnoliopsida, Apiales, Apiaceae.